Molecule: messenger RNA, 1000 nt
Organism: Branchiostoma floridae (Florida lancelet)
Lineage: Eukaryota; Metazoa; Chordata; Leptocardii; Amphioxiformes; Branchiostomatidae
Exons: 5
Coding region: 203-1000 (265 amino acids)
Source: RefSeq, a predicted model, not a curated record
AAAUAUCGUCUGAAAGGAACUGUUUACACAUCCCAUACGCCCACAAAUGGCGGUACAACGCGCGGUACCAGUACGAUACUAACGGUACAUGAUACAUGUUAUUACAGGGAUAUUGCCUCUAAACUAAAUCGUAAUCUAUUGAUUACGCCUUAAAGAUGUGUACAGACAUAUCUUGAGAUGUGGUCGCACCGUCGGCGUCAACAUGUCUGAAACUGUGAGCUGGACUAUUCUUCUUUUGUUCACCUGGGUGUCAGGAAGUCAUGGGCAAGAUCUGGACACCAUGACCCUUCCCCCGGAGCUGUUAGAGGAGAUAAGAGUGAGCAUCGCUGACAGUCAGAUCACAGUCACUAACGUUAUCCAGGGCCUGGUGGCCGUGGCUGUGUACCUCGUCAUUGUAGGUCUCCUGUUGGGACUCAACCACUUCAGAUGGGAGAGGAGACACAGAGAAUCCCAGAUGCGAAAAAUUAGCAUGAAUCGGAUGACAGUGCUGGAACAGCCGCCAUUUUCUCCGAAAAAUGGCGAAGUACAUGUACAACAUCGGGAAGAAAACCUUCCGGACCAUGACAAAAUUCAAGGCCUGGAACUUCCUACAGUGUCCGAAAGGGUCGAACGUUUCGAUCGGCAUAAAGAAUCUCAACCGUCUACGUACGAGGAGCAUGGUACCCAGGAGGACAUUGUGAUAAAGAUGAAGCUUCCGUCGAAAUCUUAUCCAACAAGGUAUGUCUAUGACAACCCGGGUCUGGAAAGUGUAGAAUCUGAGGAAGAACGGCCAAGCCCAUUCAAACACUGGGAGCGUGACUCGGAGCUCGAGGACUACCUUGCACACUUCAUGUCCCCUCCCAGGACGAUGGACUCGCCCAUCCUGUCCCGUAGCUACAUCAUGGAGUUCUCUCAGAAGUUCGACCCUGACCCGAGGAGUCGAUCUGGGGUGGACAAUCCUGGGUUUGUGGAACGGCCUGAUGUUCGAACCGCAAGGCCAGCUUUAGAAACUGAGGUGUAA